This is a messenger RNA of Oryzias latipes (Japanese medaka), 4592 nucleotides long. NCBI's taxonomy places the organism in Eukaryota, Metazoa, Chordata, Actinopteri, Beloniformes, Adrianichthyidae. The record is from RefSeq and is a predicted model, not a curated record.
AUUAUUAGUGCAUAUUUUUAAGAGCGUUGAUGCUUGUGCAUUUUCAUAAAAUGGCAAGAAGUUAAACAUUAUCAAAAAAAGACAAAAGAUCUCAGCAAUCAUCUGACAAAACAGUGGAAAAACACGUUGACGGCCAUUUGAACUUCAACGCUGAUGGACCUUUCCAGCUUUACUGCAAAGUGGACGUAAGAGUCUCAUCUUCUGCUGUAGGAAGAUGUCAGGUCAAGCUCCAAAACACACCAGCGAAGAGGACAACUCAGGAUCUGAUUCAGGGUCAGAAAUCAGUUUGGAGCCAGAGACAGACCGGUUUGGCUUUAUCCUGACCAAUGGAUCCACAUCUGUAAGUGUGGGUCCGUCCCCUGAGCUGGUCAGACAGAGGGAGGCCAAGUGGAUUAACAUCAUUGGGCAAUGGGAUCACAUCUUGUUGAAGAAAAGCAGUAAGGUCAAGGUGCAGUGUCAGAAAGGAAUUCCUGCAUCGCUUAGAGCAAAGUGCUGGUCUCUGCUGAGCGGAGCGUCCGAAAAGAUGGAACAGAAUAAAAAUCUCUACGAGUCCCUGGACUCACAGGCGGGUGUGCAGAGCUGGGUGGACAUCAUUGAGAGGGACCUGGACCGACAGUUCCCCUUUCACGAGAUGUUCCAGUCCAAAGAUGGACACGGGCAGCGUGGCUUAUUCCGGGUGUUAAAGGCUUACACCCAGUACCAGCCAGACGAGGGUUACUGCCAAGCACAAGGGCCGGUAGCUGCAGUGCUGCUCAUGAACAUGCCAGCUCAGGAAGCCUUCUGGUGUUUGGUGCAAAUCAGUGAGCAGUACCUGCCUGGAUACUACAGCCCUCUGCUGGAGGGAGUUUUGUUUGACGCAGCCUUACUGACUUGGGUUUUGAAGAGGACGUGCCCGGCUGCACACAAACAUCUGCAGCAGCACGGCGUGGAGCCCCUCAUGUUCGCCACCGACUGGCUGAUGUGUCUGUUCACACGUCACCUGCCUUUCAACACUCUCCUCAGAGUCUGGGACCUCUUCUUCUGCUAUGGUGUGCGAGUGCUCCUGCAGGUGGCAGUAGUGCUGGUGCGCCGGGUCCUGGGACGUGCAGAGCAAAGGAAGGAGUGUCAGGGUCAGGUGGAGACUCUAGAAACACUGAGGGGUGUCAAGGCACAAGUCCAAGAAGAAGAUGAUGCCUUCAUAGUAGAGGUGUGCUCUGUACCCCUCUCAGCCAAAGAUCUGGAGAAGCGAACAGAGAAGGAGCUAGGCAAGUGGAGGAAAGAGAGGCCCACAUCUAAAUUUGACCCUAGAGCCCGUUGCCAUGGAUACAGGAUGGUGUGGACAAGAGCUCGAGAGAAAAAAGCAGAAAAAGAAAAAACUCAAAAAGUCAAAGGGAACCUGACUCUGUCUCUCGCUCGCUCAGCCUCUACUCUUUCGCUGUCACCUUCCCUUCUUCGCAAAAAGUGGAGGAAAGUAGGAAAAGUCUCCACAGAUGACCCUGAAGGUGGUAAAAAAGUUGUGAGGCACCUUUCCAUGGGAGAAAGGGGCGACUGGAAAAACUGGACAGAUUUAAAUUCCGAGUUGGCAACCAGUGUUCAAGAAGAAGAGGAAGACUUCAUUUCAGAGGGAAACAAACCACAGAAUUUUUUCACAACAACAACAGAGCAAGAGAAACUCAAAACACCAAACCCAUCAACUGAGCACGCAGGAGAAAAAGUCAUCGUAACACUCACACCUCCAUGUGAAGAAGAGGAAAAGAUAGAGACAACCAGUCAGAGUCAAGUCCCGCAAGAGCAAAAAUAUGAACAAAUUUCCCAGGAAUCUGAAUUUGACAAGAAAAACAAGGAAAUAGACAAGCCGGAGGCAGAUGUUGAGCACAUGGCUUCAGUGGAGGACGACCACGCCGAGAUUCAGGGGGAAGCGGUGCCAGAUCCAAACACAGAGGUGCAGGAAAAUGUAGAUACCAGUCAGAUAAAAACCAAUAUAAAACAACAAAAAGAGGCAGAAGCUGAUAAUGUGGAGCAGAUACAGGUGGAUACAGUCACACAGACAUUGGAGACAAAAGACGAGAACGAUUUAGACUCAGAAGAAUUCAGCAAAGUAAAAGAUUCAGCUGCCAAAGACCUGAUAAAAGACACACAACAGGAGCAAGAAGAGCUGACAACAAAUGAAUUGAAACCUGCUCUUGUGGGACAAAACCAGAGUAGUGAGGCAUUAGCUGAGAUAGAAACAACAGAAACUGUUUCACAAGAUGUGAUUAUAGAGACCUCAGAGGAACCUGACGGGAUCCCAAAUGAAUCAAAUUCUGAACUAAUAGCAACAGAAAAACAAAUAGAUUCAGAAAAGGAAGCAGAGAGUGAAGACGACGCACCCAAACCAGCAUCACCUGAACAAAGAAAGAUCCCUGACCUCACAGAUGAUGCAGAGACGGAUCAAGAGGUUGCAGCUUCACCAAACAUAGAAACAUUUGUGGCUGAAUUUAUAAAAGAAAUAAUAAAAAAUGUUGUGGCUGAACUCUCAGAGACACAAAAAGAGGGAUGUAUUGUUGAUCAAAUAAAUCUAAAUGAAACACAAGGAGAAACAACGGAGGACAACGCAAAGUUUGUCGCUUUAAUGGAAGGUGAUGCAGCGAACCAAACCGCUGAGCCCGAGGACAAGACUCCAGAACAAGAACACACUCCUGACUUGCAAGCAGUGGAACAAUUGAACAGCCAGGCCACUUUGAGUGUUGCAGACCGGACGGAGAGCACAGAAAAAGUUGCAGAAAACACAGCAGCAGAGAACAAUUUCUUCAUGUCUACCCAGGAAACCCACGAAUCACCUCCAGGCAGUAUUCUACAGACCCAAGACCUAGAUCCAGACUCCAGAGAAAACCAGGCUGACUCUGAGAACCGCAGUCUGGAGAAAGGACUUGAGUAUCGCCGCAGCAGCAGGUCCUCCAGUGACUUUUGCAUGCGCCGGUCGUCUCACUCACAGGGGUCAAGGUUAGCACGCAGACUUUCUGAGGAUCUCUUCACCUCCCCAGUGAAAAGCAGCAGACCACAAUGCACCACUGAUCCCUCAAAACCAGAUCCUGGAACAGUAGAUGUAGUAAAGACAGAUGUAGAUGAGACAUCCGUGAGACUCCAGGAGAAGCAGCCAGACUAUCCUAAAGGUUUCGGCCUUCUGCGCAGACUGAGAGGGGAGAAGCCAAAAAACACCAAAGUAAAAAUGCAAGUGCCCAAAAUCUUGAUUCAAGAUUUCAGUGAUGAAACGGUGUCAGAGAGACUCAUGGACGGAGAGGUGGAGGGAAAAAUCAACUCCAGAGAGAGAAGGAGGAGGCGGAGAGAGAACGAAAGAAAGGAAAAAGAGGAGGAGAAGCUCAAGAAGAAAAAGGAGAAGCUGGAAAAAGGGAAGAAGAAAAAAGAGGCGAAAGCAAAUAGUUUUCAAGUGAAGACGGAGAACAGUAGCGGCGAUGUCGCUCAGCCUGCAAAGACUGGCUCACAUGCACUGACUUAUGCUGACUCGUAUUUCUGACAGGAAACAUUUUGAGUUGAACAUUAAUGAACACGUGAAAUCUUUAAAAGUAAAUUAUCUUUACACAUUUACUUGAAAAACAUUUAUUUGGUGGGAUUUGACAUCCUGCUUCUGCUUUACAUAUCAGACAUAUUGCAAAACCAAAAAAAUAAAUAAAUAAACAGAAGUGCUUCUUUUUCAGUUCUAUGUGAUCCCAGAUCAAAUCCAACAAGAACGCUGCUGGCCUCUCAGUAACAAACAGGGUCCAUGUAAGCCUCACAGCGGGCGAUAAAGGGGAGCAGCACAGUCCAAACUGCCACUUUUUUUUUUUAUUGAAGAAGUCCUCAGGUCGUGAUGCAGUAGCCUUUUCACAUCCCCUCUACCGUCACGUCUACCUGCAACUCCCUUGUCUGUCACCCCGCUUAAGAUUCAUCCUCACUGUCGCUGGCCAACACCUCCUGAGUCGUCACAGGUUGUGUACUAAUCUUGGGGGAUGGAGGAAACACGGAUCCAAAGAAAAGGGAUCGGAACUGUGAGAGGAAAAAAACACGAGACGUUAAAAAAUACAUCAUUUUCUACUACAAAGACAAAUAGUUAUUUUAAGUUGUUGAUUUUUCUGUAAAGGCCUAUGGAGAAAAAAAUAGAUAAACCAGUAAACACCCCCAUGCCAUGUUUGUAUAAUUAUUAUUUGCUUUAAUCAACACUCAAAAUUAAAUAAUAUGCAGUUAGAACCCUUGAUACAACAGGUCACAAGUGUUCUCUUUUUAGUGCCAGAGUAUCAAGAGAACUGUUAGGGAUUGGAAAUAAUCUGAGCUGCAUGCAGCACAAAACUAUGGUAAAUCUUGUUGUCAACAGUGGGCUUAAGGAGCUGUUACAUGGUGUGUCAGCAGACAGACUGAGCAAAUGUAGAGCAGUAAUCCCUCUAUGGAUGUACAUGUCAGAAUAAUCUGUGACAUCAGAGUAGAUGAAGUCUUUAGCAAUUUCUAUGUUUUCAAAUUUGUUUUUACCUGGUUGGUGUUCCAAACCAUGUUUUUGCUGUGUUUGUUGGAUUAAACCUGAUCUUUAAACCUGGAAACUCAAGUUAAGCUUGUGUGUGCAGUGAUUAAAAAAAAAAAAAAAA